Messenger RNA from Gloeophyllum trabeum ATCC 11539, 642 nucleotides. RefSeq lists its product as uncharacterized. The record is from RefSeq and is a predicted model, not a curated record. Lineage: Eukaryota; Fungi; Basidiomycota; Agaricomycetes; Gloeophyllales; Gloeophyllaceae. The transcript has 3 exons. The coding region runs from base 44 to 415 and encodes 123 amino acids.
UUCACAACUGAAUCCAUUCGCUGCGUUACAGCGUGUCACCAACAUGGACUAUACUCUGCCAGUCUCCAGUUUUGAUUCUCUUCUCCUCAAGCUCGUCAACGUCUUGGAAUUAAGUCAGCGGCCAGAAGGAACCGCUACACACCAAGCCAGGCAGGCUUUGUUACAGGCCACAAACGAUUUCAAGGAUAGUCUAGCUCGCGCAAGGGAGUUGGCCGAUGGCCUCCCGGGUGGCGAAUUGCUGAUACAGGAGCAAGACGAGCUUAUUGACAUGUUGCAAUCCCUGAAGGAACAAAAGCGUCAACAACUUGCCGCGUUUUCACAGAAGGUGUUCGUCACUUCCAAGGCGGGCGACUCGAAGAUGGAUCUUGACUCAACCGCGUCCACACCCUUCCUGCGUGGCGAAUCUGUUGUAUAAGAUACUCCGUCGCAAAUGAUGCUCGCUCGAGGCCCGAUAUUGAUCAGGGUUAAAUCUUGGACCAGUCCAGCGUUCCUCGGUAUCGACGUCAAUGUAGUCAGCCGCCGGUGUGACUAUGCCUUCGAACGUCGUGUCCCGUUCAAAGGUUCCCGUCUUUCUCGUCCUUCCUGUGUUCCAGUAGCUACUUCUAUCUAGGCCUUGACGGUCUUUUUUCUUCUCGAGGCCGG